Xiphias gladius (swordfish) is the source of this 4709-nucleotide messenger RNA. It is a transcript of the gene dgki, whose product is annotated as diacylglycerol kinase, iota. Gene Ontology annotation, molecular function: ATP-dependent diacylglycerol kinase activity; protein binding. Gene Ontology annotation, cellular component: nucleus. The transcript has 33 exons. Lineage: Eukaryota; Metazoa; Chordata; Actinopteri; Istiophoriformes; Xiphiidae. The record is from RefSeq and is a predicted model, not a curated record. The coding region runs from base 274 to 3123 and encodes 949 amino acids. Gene Ontology annotation, biological process: intracellular signal transduction; regulation of synaptic transmission, glutamatergic; diacylglycerol metabolic process.
UUCCCAGUUUGUCAGGGGCUCGUGAGUGCAGUUUGGUCUGUUGUCCAGGCGGCUGCGCGUGCUGCCGUGCCUGCCUGCGGUAUAUAAAGGCGGUCAACGGGCAGGAAUCACAGCGGUCAAACUGCAACCGAGACGCCAGCGUUGUGUCACUCGUUCCCCGCCAAACCUUCCGCUUCUCCUCUCCGCCACCGGCAUCCGUGUCCCCCUCUCAUAAGCCGGGGGAGAGGAGGGGGGGUCCAGCGCGGGGAAAGACAGACGGUAGGACCGACCAGCAUGGACCCCCAAGCGAAGGACCGCACCAGCCCGGCGGCGGGGGGCUUCAGCGGGCGACUGGCCUCACUGGGAGCCGACGGGGGAGACUCGGAGUCCGGCGCCGGCUCGGAGGAAGCUGCCGUGGGCUGCUGCAGCGACACGUUCAGCAGCCUGCCCGACAUGGAGCAAGAGACUCUGGAGGAUAAAUUAAGAGGACUGGCGUUCAGAAAACAGACCUCGUAUCGGAAGGCGAUCUCACGUUCGGGCCUCCAGCACCUCGGUCCGCCCCAACCCUCCACGCCUCCCGCAUCCAACGGCCCCAACAAGGAGCCACGUACCUGCGUGGACUGGACGGAGAACGCCGUGAAUGGGGAUCACCUGUGGAUGGAGACGAGUUGUUCAGGAGAGCUCUGUUAUCUGGGAGAAGACACCUGCCUACUAAAGACCGCAAAGUCCGCCCCCAGGAGGAAAUGUGCAGCCUGUAAGAUCGUUGUUCACACUGGCUGCAUAGAGCAACUAGAAAAGAUUAACUUCCGAUGUAAGCCAACCUUCAGAGAGGGAGGAUCCCGAUGCCUCAGAGAUCAGAGCAUAUUGAGACAUCACUGGGUUCACAGACGAAGACAAGAAGGCAAAUGCAGACAAUGUGGAAAGAGUUUUCAGCAGAAGUUCUUCCACAGCAAAGAAAUCAUCGCCAUCAGUUGUUCUUGGUGUAAACAGGCUUUCCACAACAAGGUGACGUGUUUCAUGCUGCAUCAGAUUGAGGAGCCUUGUUCACUGGGGGCCCACGCUGGAGUCAUAGUACCACCCUCCUGGAUCAUCAAAGUCAGGAAACCACAGAGCUCACUAAAGAACUCUGCUAGGAGAAAAAAGCGGACAUCUUUCAAACGAAGGACAAGCAAGAAGGGACUGGAUGAGUCUAAAUGGCGUCCGUUCAUGUUGAAGCCGCUCCCUUCCCCUCUCAUGAAGCCCAUCUUGGUUUUUGUUAAUCCCAAGAGCGGGGGCAACCAGGGUGCCAAGGUGUUACAGAUGUUCAUGUGGAUCUUGAACCCGCGACAAGUGUUUGACCUGUCACAGGGUGGGCUGCGAGAGGCGCUGGAGUUGUAUCGGAAAGUGCCAAAUCUGAGGAUCCUUGCCUGUGGCGGGGACGGGACGGUGGGGUGGAUCUUGUCUGCUCUAGAUGAGCUGCAGAUGAACCCCCAGCCUCCGGUCGCUGUUCUUCCUCUGGGAACAGGAAAUGACCUCGCCAGGACGCUCAACUGGGGUGGGGGAUACACGGAUGAGCCGGUGUCCAAGGUUUUGUGUCAUGUGGAGGAUGGUUCAGUGGUGCAGCUGGACAGGUGGAACCUUCAAGUAGAGAAGGGUGCUGCCCAGCAAGAGGAGGGCACACAGAAGCUGCCUCUGAAUGUGUUCAACAACUACUUCAGCCUGGGCUUCGAUGCUCACGUCACCCUGGAGUUCCACGAGUCCAGAGAGGCCAACCCAGAAAAGUUUAACAGUCGCUUCCGCAACAAGAUGUUCUAUGCAGGAGCUGCGUUCUCAGAUUUCCUCCAGAGAAGCUCCAGGGAUUUGUCCAAGCACGUCAGAGUGGUGUGUGAUGGUACAGAUCUAACCCCCAAGAUCCAGGAGCUGAAGUUCCAGUGCAUUGUGUUUCUAAAUAUUCCCAGGUACUGUGCUGGCACCAUGCCGUGGGGAAACACAGGCGACCACCGGGACUUCGAACCCCAGCGCCAUGACGACGGCUGCAUCGAGGUUAUCGGCUUCACCAUGGCCUCAUUGGCAGCGCUACAGGUCGGCGGUCACGGAGAGAGACUUCACCAGUGCAGAGAAGUUGUAUUAACUACCUUCAAGACUGUACCUGUUCAGGUGGACGGCGAGCCGUGUCGGCUGGCUCCAUCCACCCUCCGCAUCUCCCUUCGAAAUCAGGCCAACAUGGUCCAGAAGAGCAAGAGACGCACCUCUGUGCCCCUGCUCAACGAUCCUCAUGCAGUUCCAGAUCGUCUGCGUCUGCGGGUGAAUCGGAUCAGCCUCCAGGAAUACGACAGACUGCAGUACGACAAAGAACGACUUCGGGAUAUCUCCAUCCCAGUAGGCAUCGUGGUGGUAAGGGGGGACUGUGACCUGGAGACAUGCAGACUCUAUAUUGACAGAUUGCAAGAGGAUUUACACCAGGCGCCAUCUACUGGCCACAGAGUGCACUAUCAGGAUGAGAGCAGAGGUGUCCCCAGGACCGGUUCAGCCAGUAGACUGUCUCCCAACUGGAGCUUCUUGGAUUCCACAUCAGCCGACCGAUUUUAUCGUAUUGACAAGGCUCAGGAGCACCUCCACUUUGUGACGGAGAUUUGUCAGGACGAGGUAUUUAUCCUGGACCACGAGGGACCUGCAGUGAGCCAGGGAUCGUCCAUGGGGAUGCCAGAUCUGGUGGUGGAACCUACUGCUGGUGCUCCAUUGACACCUGAGGAACAAGCUCUGUUGACAGCUGCCAGCUCUGGGGAUCUUUCUACGCUGUCAGAGUGCGUGCGGCGAGGCGUCAGCUUGUUGGUGAGAGACUCUGGAGGCUGUUCGGCGUUACAUAUAGCUGCCCAGAACGGGGACACAGACCUGGUCAGCUACAUCCUGCAGCAGGGCUCCAAAGUGCUUCUGGAUUUGACAGACAGAGAGAAAGGGGACACUGCCUUGCACAAAGCAGCCUCUGUGAAGCAGCACGCAGUGUGUCGACUGCUGGUUGAGGCCGGGGCAUCUCUCGAGAAGACCAAUUUCCAGGGGAGGACACCGGCGGACCAAGCAGAGGGAGACUCGGAGCUCGCCACCUACCUGAGCAGCCACCAACACGCGUCCUCUGCCACCCACGAAGACUUGGAGACGGCAGUCUGAGGCGCACACACACACACACGCACGCCCUCACACACUCACUCUGUCUCCCUGGACUCUGCACACACCGUAGUGGAGAAGAAUCGGUGAGAGAAAAGUGUAUAAAAAAUGAACAGAGUCUGGUUUUGACUCCAGACGAAGACGUAAAUCAGACAGACCAGGGGAAUGAAGAACUGCUUCAGCCCACAGCAGCACUGCAGUGGAGAUUUUAACGGUCAACUAUUUAUUAGUAUUUAUUUAUUCAUAUUCUAUUUAUUGGUUGUGCUGAUUGAUUGAUCGAGUGAUUGAUUGUAGGACUAUUAACGGCUUGGGAUGCAAGUGCACUUUGAGCAGCCGUCACGGGUCCUGAGUUCACGUGUUGUUCAGGAGAACAUCUGUUCAUGAACUCAUGAAUAGAUGUUUCUCAUCUUGUAAGGGAUUUGUUUUGGUAACAAAUCAUGUUUUUAGAAAACCAGGGGUCAUAGGUUUUAUUCAGUAAGACUUCUACAGUGAUGGAAAGUGUAUUGAUUAAGCAAUUAAAAGCAGGAUUUCUGUUCAAAAUAGUCAAAAUAACAUAGAGUCUCAUUUCAGAAUUGAUAGAAAUAAUAAAAGGUUUGUGUUUACCCCAUAAAACCCAUGUGCCAAAGACAUUGCACUGAUGCAGUGUCACGCCAACGCCACAAUUUCACUAAUGUUCCCAGCAUCAAGCACACUGUUUGGUUUUUUUCUCAUGAAUCGGCAAAACUGAUUGUUUUAGGCAAAGUUGUAAGCCUGUGUCUCUAAUACCAGAAUUAUGCGAUGGUAAGGUUUUUUCACACGCCGUCUAAUUCAGCAUCACUGGGUUGCUGGGCUGUCAUAUCAAAGGAAAAGCAAAGUUUAUUCCCCCGCCUCUUUUCAAAACCACAGUUUAAACGUGUUUCUCAAGUGCACCUCAGAGUGAAAUACCGUCAUCAAAGCAAAAACAGGAAAUGUUGCAUGUAGCCUGUUUUUAAACCGCAGAAACAUUCCCAGGAGCUGCCAGGGUUCUGCGGCGCUGAACGUCGCAGAUUGCCUCUUCACACAACUGAUUCACAACAGCCAUUUUUAAACAACUGCAACAGCAAACAAGGUGUUAAUUGGUGGAAACUGAAGUUUCGGGCUUUGUUAAGCAUUUUUGCAGAGGAAGAAAUCAAGGGGGGGUGUGUGAGGUGACUCAAACAUUCCUUUACAUGCAUAGAUCGAUUACUUUGUUAUGUGGCAACACUGGCGGCUUGACUCUCCCUUUCUACUGCCGCGUGUCUCUCUUCCAAAACGGAUUCAAGCCGCAAAGCGGUAAAUUACAAAAAAACAAAGCUUGGUGGAAGAGUUUUUGAAGGCUGGGGGUCUUCGCCGUUGCCGCGUUGUCAUACAUAAAAACGGUGUCCAAAACAGUUGUCAGCUUUUGCCUCGUCAGCCCACGUAAUUUUCCCGAGGCCUUGGACGCAGAGGAGAGAGAGCAAUGCCAUGAGGCAACCGUUUAGUCCCUGCAAUAGUUCCUGGGUGAAGUUCCUCUCAGUGAGAAAGGGCUAAUAGAGAAUUAAAGCAAAACAAGAUACAAACAGAAUAAAACCGGUGGAGUAAUGAAUCAUGGC